Xenopus laevis (African clawed frog) is the source of this 1173-nucleotide messenger RNA. Its product is annotated as B-cell differentiation antigen CD72-like. The record is from RefSeq and is a predicted model, not a curated record. The transcript is spliced from 7 exons. The coding region runs from base 79 to 1074 and encodes 331 amino acids. NCBI's taxonomy places the organism in Eukaryota, Metazoa, Chordata, Amphibia, Anura, Pipidae.
CUCACAUCACUAAAUCUAAUAUUCACAUCACUCAGUGUAACACUUUUAUCACUAGGAGCUGACACUCACUGCUCAGGAAUGAAUGAAGCCGUCACUUACGCCGACCUGCAGUUUGGGAACUUACCCCUGAAGGAAUGUCAGAAAGCAGUCUUCAAAGGUGAUGAAGAGGAGGAUCCAGGGGCAACAUAUGAGAAUGUGGAAAGUCUAAAUGGCCCCAUAAGGAAAGUGGAUAAUUUAGUCCCAGGCUACAGAGGCCGAGCACAAGACUCUGGAGGACUCCAGACACAGGCAAAUAAACUCUUACUCCUGCUCAUCCUCCUGUGCUUUGGAUUUUUCUCUGCUAUGAUUGGAAUUAUCAUUAAAUAUCUUCAGGUCUCUAGAGAGUUAGAGGAAACAUCCAGAUCUCACAUUGAACUGAACAGCAGCCUCUCCUGGGAAAUUCAGAGCAAAGAGGAGACACUAACCCUCACCCACAUGAGACUCUCCAACUUACGAACUGAGUUCAACCAACUGGUACAGCUCUGCAAUGGAACCGAAAGGACCACCAGAGAGGACAUGCACCGGAUACAAGACCUGCAUAGCAAAACAAUGGAGGAGAAGAAAACAAUGGAAAAGAACCUCACAAACAUGGAAGCACUGCUCCGAAAUGUCAGUAUGGAAUAUUGUCCCCCAGAAUGGAUUCGCUUUGGUAUGAGAUGUUUGUUCUUCUCUGAAAAGGAAGACAAUUGGGGGAAUAGCAAAUUAAACUGUGAGGAGAAUAUGUCCACUCUACUAAUCCUCAGAAAUAAUGAUAAUGGACUGAUGGAGUUCAUAUCCGGAAAACGGGUAGAAUACUGGGUUGGAAAUGAAAUUGAAUAUACCAGAAAAAACGGAUAUAUAUGGAAAACAUCAAAUGCAAUUCCAUGGUGCUGGAGAGAAAAUUGUGCUAAAAUCAGCAGCGGGGACAAACAAUCUGAAAAUAAAUAUAACAAACUUAGAUGGAUCUGUGAGAAAAAGCUGGUUCUGUUAGAUGUUGCCUACAGUUUACAAUACUUUGUCUAUAUAUCCGGUGAAAAUAACAAAUUUCAGUGCUAGAACCUUUGACACCAUAAUUAGUGACACAUGGAAGGGUCGGUGGAAAAAAAUGGAUAUAUAUAUAUAUAUAUAUAUAUAUAUAUAUAUAUAUAUAUAUAG